UGUAAAAUUUAAACAGCCUUCUUCAAUAAACUUGUAAACAUAUGAAGUACACUCAUACCAGUAGGACUAGGAUCUAUCUGUCAUAUCUUAUGUGCACAACAAUCAAUUAUGGAUAUGUCGGAUUCUCAUGAGUAUAUGUUUAAGGAUGCUAAUCGCAGCCAUGCUAACAGAAAGAUCUGGAUAUGUGGUGCUGUGGCAAUCAUUGUAGGGUUUGUCAUAGGCAUAUUAAUUGGACGAUUUGCAACAUGUCCAGAGGAGAAUGAGGCUCCAAAACUGGACGGCACAUUUCUACCGGGUGUGUCAGAUUCUAUCAUAAAAGAUGGUGAUCCCAAAAUAAGUGAGGAGAUAAUAAAUGGCAUUCGAGCAGACAAUAUCAGAGAAUACCUAAGAGACCUAUCAGCAAAUCCUCACCUUGCUGGAACUCCUGCCGACUGGGAACAAGCCAACAAUUUACGCAAUUUUUGGACAGACAAUGGGUUGGACGAGGUAUUUAUCAGUGAAUAUGACGUGUUGUUGUCAUAUCCUAAUACAACAGAUGAAGAUAAUAUGAACCAGAUACAGAUCGUCGACAACAGCACAGGCAACAUCAUCUACAAAUCACCAUUGUACGAGGAUAUAUUAGAUGAAUCAGAGAACAAGUCCAAUGUUGUUCCCCCUUUUAAUGCUUUCUCUAAACCAGGAACGGUUGAAUCGAAUCAGCUGAUUUAUGUUAACUAUGGAAGAGUUGAGGAUUAUAUACAUUUAGACAGUUUGAACAUAAAUGUAUCCGGGAAGAUAGUAAUUGCAAGAUAUGGGAAGAUAUUUCGAGGAGAUAAAGCAAAUUUAGCGUAUGUGCAUGGAGCCAUAGGAAUAAUACUAUACUCGGAUCCAGCGGAUUAUGCUAUGGGACAAACUGAUAGUUCACAAGUAUAUCCUCAUGAUUGGUGGCUCCCGGCCUCAGGCGCACAGCGCGGGACCAUAUUUUUAGGGUCUGGAGAUCCUUUAACGCCUGGGUAUCCUGCAACAGAAACUGCAUACCGUCUAGAAGAGGAUGAACCAGAAGCUGGCUUACCAAAGAUUAUAACACACCCUGUUGGGUAUGGCGUCGCUGAAAAAAUACUGCAACAGAUGACUGGUAAUAACGUUCUAUCUGAGUGGGAAGGUAAGGUACCAAACGUCACUUAUAGAUAUGGUGGACAGUUGACCAAUCCAACAUGGAAAGUGAAAAUGAGGAUUUCAACAGCAAAUAAAAGAGUCAAAACUUACAAUGUUAUAGGAAUAAUUAGAGGAGCGAUUGAACCAGACAGGUACGUACUUAUGGGUAACCACAGAGACGCUUGGGUGUUUGGAGCAAUAGACCCUUCCAGUGGUACAGCUGUAAUGAAGGAGGUUUCACGUGUCAUGGGACAACUAGUAAAAAAUAAAAAAUGGCGACCACGUCGAUCAAUAAUAUUUUGUAGCUGGGGAGCAGAAGAAUAUGGUUUAGUUGGUUCUGUUGAAUGGGUUGAGCAAUAUAUAAAAAAUCUAGCGGAGAGAUCACUUGCUUAUCUCAAUGUUGAUUUAGCUUUGCAAGGAAACUUUUCUCUGAGGGCGCUGGCGACUCCACUAUUGUAUGAUGUCGUUUUCUCAGCUACCAAAAAGGUCCCUAAUCCAGACUCCACUGAAAUGCAUAAAACUGUGUAUGAUAAAUGGAAGGCUUCUUUUCCAAAGGAUAUCAAUGACCCUAAUAGUGUUCCUGAUGUUUGGGAUGUUGGUUCCGGAAGUGAUUAUGCACCUAUGGUACAAAUGGUUGGUUUACCAGUAUGUGAUGUCCGUUAUACAUUCGAUCCUAAAAAAUAUCCGUUGUCUUCAUAUCCAUUGUACCAUUCAAAGUAUGAAACAUUUAAGGCUGUUGAUGAAAUCAUGGACCGAGGUUUCAAGCAUCACCAAGCCACAGGACAAGUAUGGGCAGAAAUGGCAAGAGCAUUAGCAGAUACAAUGGUUAUUCCAUUAGAUGUUGUAAACUUCGCAAACGAACUAAUUUCGUUGGUAAAUACCCUUGACAACGAUUAUGGAACAAUGUUGCGAAAUAACAAUAUAACUUUUGAUGAUUUAAAAAAGGUGACAGAUAACCUUAAAACAGAGGCAAUGGCAUUCAACAGCAGAGUAGAAAAUGUUGAGAAAUAUAAUCCACUGGCAGUUCGGCAUAUAAACGACCAGUUAAUUUUGUUUGAAAGAUCCUUCUUGGAUCCACAAGGUCUUCCUGGACGUCCGUAUGCUAGGCAUGUGCUAUUUGCUGAGAGUCAGGUAAACACGUAUGCUGGUAGUAGUUUCCCCGGAUUGGUGGAUUCAUUGUUUGAAAUCGAAAAAGACCCGGAUCAAAAAGGACGAUGGAAUAUUGUUAAGAAACAUUUUUCAGUCAUUUUAUUUACCAUAGAAUCGGCAACUUCGACUUUAAGAGAUGUAACAAAAUUUAUGCCAGUAUUUAAUAAAGGUAGUUCGUGAUUAUUAAGUAUUGUGGUUUUAUUGUAAGUCAUUUUUGUAAAAAAAAAUAUAUAAAUAUUGAUUACUCAUUUUAAACAGAAUUUGGUUAGAUAUUAGAAAAAAACAAAUGUAAAGUAAUUAUGCUUUCUAAAACAGGAAUAUUGUCAAAGCUUAUUUAAAUGCCAUGAUUUUAUAUUUUCGUUGUUUUUAAUUAUAUUUUCUUAGCUUAAUCGAAUGAAAAAUACUUCAUUCAUAAAAUGAUGAAUGUACUAGAUUUUUUCUCGUAAAUAAAAAUGGAGAAAACGGAAGUAUGUAUGCGUUAUGAAAUUAUUUGGAAUAUGUAAAAGUUUAUCAUUUAUUAAUGAAUUAUUUAUUACCAGUUUGAUUUAUGUUAAUAUCAAAACACAUCAUAUAUCUGAUAAAACAGUAAGUUUUGUUUAAACGUUUGAAGGCAUCAUAAGAAUAAAUAUUGAAUGGUGUAAAGAGUUUGUAAAGUAUAUAAUACGGUAGAUUUCGUGAGAAAGCAGCUUUGAAAAAAAUAAGAUUUUGGAUUACACAAUCAAUA
Messenger RNA from Mytilus trossulus (common blue mussel), 3007 nucleotides. Its product is annotated as N-acetylated-alpha-linked acidic dipeptidase 2-like. Lineage: Eukaryota; Metazoa; Mollusca; Bivalvia; Mytilida; Mytilidae. The transcript is spliced from 18 exons. The record is from RefSeq and is a predicted model, not a curated record. Gene Ontology annotation, molecular function: carboxypeptidase activity. Bases 109 to 2463 code for a protein of 784 amino acids.